AAGACGGGGACAUCGGAGCCGCCGCAGAGGCUCGGGACCUUUGCGGAGUAUCAGGCCUCAUGGAGGAAGCAGGGCAAAGGCCCUGAGGCCCGCGGCGCGGGCAGGUACCACUCCGCCGACGACAUCCUGGAGGCGGGCCUGGACCAGCGCGAAAGGCUGCGCUAUGUCCACGAGAGGUCGCGGUCGUCGCCGUCCACAGACCUCUACCAACAGGAAGCUCCCGUCGAACCUCGGCAGCAAGCAAAGGACCCUGGUGAGCACGGAGAAUGUUCCUCCACCGUCCUGGCCGAGAACGGGUGUCCCACCCCAAGACAAGCAGAUGCCCAGUGUCCGGCAGACAGUCCUCGAGCGCAGUUGGACUUGCAGCACCUCGCCCACGUGUCUGAACUGUUUCACGCCCCGGAAACUGGAGAGGUGCCCCAGGAGGGCCGUGGCAGAGCGUGUACCCUACCUCAGGAUUAUAGAUACUCAGAGGUGCACACGCCUAUAGACCCACUGCCGCCAGUGUGCCCAGGAUCACCAGCCCAGAGCGGCCUCUUGGCCCAGCCCACUCGGGGGCAGGACCCUCGGUCUGUGAAUGCCACUCUGUUCGCCAAGAGACCUGCCCCGCAGAGGCCGCCACCACCCAAGCGAGAGCCCAGGCAUUUUAGGGGAUCAGCCAGUGCCACCCCCACGGGCACACCUGCGGCUACACACCUGGGUGCACCUGUGGGUACAUAUGUGACCAAUCACCUGGGUUCGCCUGGCAGGCCGCUUCCCCAGCCGUCUCCCGCAGCCCUGGAGGUGUGCGUGGAUCGCCUGUCCCUGUCCCGCAGCCCCUGUGCCUUGGCGGAGAAGCUUACCGGUGCGCAGCCCACAGACGGCCCGGAGGCCCCCGGGGAGCACGGCAGGCAGCAUGUAGAUGAGCCCCCAGCUUGUCCUACGCGGGAAGCACUGCUCCCUUCCACGUUCCGGCCCCAGCAGACAUCCGCAAUGGAGACCUCUCGCUCCCCUUCUCCUCAGUUCGCCCCCCAGAAGCUCACGGACAAACCUCCGCUGCUCAUCCAGGAGGACAGUUCAACACGGAUCGAGCGGGUGAUCGACAAUACCACAGUGAAGAUGGUGCCCAUCAAGAUCGUGCACGCGGAGAGCCAGCCCGAGAGGGAGAGCCGCCAGGGCCUGGUCCGCACCGCCGAGCUGCCCGCUCUGCCCAGUGGGCUGGAGAGAGACCAGAUCAAGACACUGAGCACCUCGGAGCAGUCCUACUCCCGCUUCUGUCUGUACAACCGCCCGGGCACUGAGCCUGAGCCCCGGGCCGUGCCUCCUUCCAUCCCCCGUCCCCCAAGCACCCCCGAUGGCCCAGCUUCCCCACCUGCUCUCAGCUACGUGAAGGCCCGGGAGAGGACGGCUGAGGACCUGAAGUCAGAGGAGCUGGCGAGGGAAAUUGUGGGCAAGGACAGGUCCCUGGCGGACAUCCUGGAUCCCAGCGUGAAGAUGAGGACCACCAUGGACCUGAUGGAGGGCAUCUUCCCCAAGGACGAGCACUUGCUGGAGGAGGCUCAGCAGCGCAGGAAGCUGCUGCCCAAGAUCCCCUCUCCCAGGACCACGGAGGACAAGAGGGAGGAGCCCAGCGUGCCUGCAGCCGUGUCCCUGGCCACCAACUCCGCGUACUACAGCACGUCGGCCCCCAAGGCAGAGCUGCUGAUCAAGAUGAAGGACCUGCAGGAGCAGCAGGAGCCCGAGGAGGACUCAGGGAGUGACCUGGACCACGACCUGUCCGUGAAGAAGCAGGAGCUCAUCGACAGCAUCAGCCGCAAGCUGCAGGUGCUGCGGGAGGCUCGGGAGAGCCUGUUAGAGGACAUCCAGGCCAACAGCGCCCUUGGCGAUGAGGUGGAGGCCGUCGCCAAAGAUGUCUGCAAGCCCAAUGAGUUUGACAAGUUCCGCAUGUUCAUUGGGGACCUGGACAAGGUGGUGAACCUCCUGCUGUCUCUGUCGGGGCGCCUGGCCCGGGUGGAGAAUGCCCUCAACAACCUGGAUGACAACACUUCUCCUGGUGAUCGGCAAUCACUGCUUGAGAAGCAGCGGGUCCUCAUUCAGCAGCACGAGGACGCCAAGGAGCUGAAGGAGAACCUGGACCGCCGGGAGCGCGUGGUGUUUGACAUCCUGGCCAGCUACCUGAGCGACGAGAGCCUGGCAGACUACGAGUACUUCGUAAAGAUGAAGUCGGCCCUCAUCAUCGAGCAGCGGGAGCUGGAGGACAAGAUACACCUCGGCGAGGAGCAGCUCAAGUGCCUGGUGGACAGCCUGCAGCCCGAGCGGGGCAAGUGAGUGAGCACUCCCGGCGGGGACGCAGGCCAGGCCUGUGAGCACCGGUCCCCAGGGUGCGCGGAGCCCCGGCCUGCGAUGAUGUCCUGUAGCAAGAGCCCUCCUAGAACAACGUGGCUGUUAGAGAAGCAAUAACUUGUGUUCGUUUGGGAUGAUGCAUUGAAGUUGCUGGUUUUCCCUUUGCGUGCCGAGCAGAGUGGCUCCCAUGGAGCGUUUUCCUUUACGAGGAUCCACAUGUGGCAUGGGCUCUGGUGGCUGGUGAGUUUCUGCAGUGGAGACCGUGGGCUCGGUCCCGUGCUGUGUGCAAGGGCCCCUUGGCAGGGGUCGCUCUGCCCUUCCUCCGUCUUCCGUUGCUGAGCCAGCCGCUCGGGCAGCAACUGAGCGGGAGACCCUGCGCACGUCUUCUCGUGAUUCCCGAGGGGCGUGGGCUGCCGUGCUUUGUCUGUGUCCAUCCAGAGGUGUUAACGUUCGUUGUCUCCUCCAUGUAAUGUGCUCUCAUCUUGUGCAAAACACGCAUGAUGAUGAUAAUUUAUUAACAUACUACUUUCCAAGUGGUUAAAAACCAACUGUGAAAUGCAUAGCCUGUGUGUUGGGCUCACUCAUU
Messenger RNA from Miniopterus natalensis, 2908 nucleotides. It is a transcript of the gene SHROOM2, whose product is annotated as shroom family member 2. The record is from RefSeq and is a predicted model, not a curated record. Gene Ontology annotation, biological process: actin filament organization. Gene Ontology annotation, molecular function: actin filament binding. NCBI's taxonomy places the organism in Eukaryota, Metazoa, Chordata, Mammalia, Chiroptera, Miniopteridae. Gene Ontology annotation, cellular component: apical junction complex; adherens junction; cortical actin cytoskeleton.